GUUUCGUUGGGAGAGGCCGCGCAUCGCAUUGACCUGCGCCGGGUGCCAACCGCGAAACCGUUAUCGGCUGCGUCACUGUCACUCUCGCUUUUCCCACAGUGUUCAUAAAGUUCUUAUCAUUUGAUGAAUUGGUGUUAUUGUUGCAGCCGGAGAUGUGAUAAUUUUUAACCAGGUACAAACGUUUAGCAGCUUUCAGUAAGCGAAUGGCUUUUCGCGCAGCCGGAACGCGAUUCUCGUGAGAAAGCAUCAGUCUGUCUGUAGGACUAUUGUAGGACCAGUUAGUUACACGUACCCCAGUUUUCGUAAUUAGGCGUCGUUGAGGCGGGAAAUGGUGAUCAGUUGAUCGUGUAGUUGGAUUAGUAAGCUACAGAUCAAAUCGAAGCGACAUGACGGAGGACACGAAGAAAGGAGAGAUUACCCCCGACGGUGAUAGCACGGAUGUGGAAGGGGAACUAAAGAAAGGAAAGUAUCCACGUGCAAUCCCGUUCAUCAUCAGCAAUGAGUUUUGCGAACGGUUCAACUACUAUGGAAUGCGAACCAUUCUGGUCCUGUAUCUGACUCGGAAACUGGACUACGAUGACGACACGGCAACGGUUAUGUAUCACUCCUUCACGACCCUGGUGUACUUCAUGUGCAUCUUCGGGGCAAUCAUUUCGGACAGUUGGCUGGGCCGGUUCCGUACGAUCUGGUCACUUUCGAUCGUUUACGUGUGUGGCAGUACACUGAUCUCGAUAGGAGCUAUUCCCACGCUUGAUGUCAACGCCUCGGCCAUGACCAUUAUCGGUCUGCUGCUGAUAGCAAUCGGUUCCGGGGGUAUCAAACCGUGCGUGGCCGCCUUUGGCGGAGAGCAGUUUAAACUACCGGAACAGGCCCGCUACCUGGCGGUCUUUUUCUCGAUGUUUUACUUCGCCAUUAAUCUUGGCUCGUUUAUUUCGACUAUGAUUACGCCGAUUCUGCGCGAGGAUGUUAAAUGCUACGGGGACGAUGACUGUUUCUCGUUGGCGUUCGGAGUUCCGGCCAUACUGAUGGUGACCUCGAUCAUUAUAUUCCUAAUCGGUAAGCCGCUGUACAAGAUUGUGUCCCCUGCCGGGAAUAUGUUCGUCAAGGUGUGCAAAUGUAUUUGGACUGCUCUUCGCACCCGCUCGAAGGAGAAAGCUAUUAAUCCUCGCGAGCAUUGGUUGGACUAUUCUGAGAAACGCUGGGGCCAGCAGCUGGUUGAUGAAACGAAAAUUCUUAUGAAUGUUUUGAAACUGUACAUUCCGCUGCCCAUUUUCUGGGCAUUAUUUGAUCAGCAGGGCUCCCGUUGGACCUUCCAGGCUACUCGAAUGGACGGUGAUCUUGGUUUUUGGACGAUCAAACCCGAUCAGAUGCAGGUCGUCAAUCCGUUACUGAUUUUGGUCUUUAUUCCGCUGUACGAAGUUGCUUUCUACCCACUGCUUUCAAUGAUUGGCAUUCGCAGGCCGCUGCAAAAGAUCACUUUGGGAGGAAUCCUCGGUGGCAUAGCCUUUUUCAUUUCGAUGAUUGUGGAAAUCCAGCUGGAAGACACUUACGCGGUACUGCCGAAGGCAGGCGAAUCACAGCUUCGCAUCUUCAAUGGAAUGAACUGCGAGUACGCGGUGCAAACCAACAUUCCGGAUCAUGCAAACUUUAUAUUGAAAUCAAUGGAGAUGUUUGAGGAAAAGUACAUUACAGUAGAGGGACAAAAAUCUUUCACUUAUAGUUUCACCUCAAACACUCCGGGCUGUGAGGUUCCCCCGAACGGUCAAUUUUUACUGAACGAACGCGAGCAAAUUUCCUAUUUUGUUAACAGCCGCUGGGGUCAAAUCGGUCUGCUCCGGUACACGGACGAUACAGAAAAAUCCUCCAAAGGCUACCCGUUGUUCCGAGUGCUCGGCAAUACCGCUAUUGACCGAACCUUUAUAUUUAAGGACCUGGAUCCCUCGAAUUCUUUCGAUAGACAUACAAAUAGUACAUACUUCAAUGAUAUCAUAGAAUCUUACCCCUCGGAGUACGAAAUUAGCAUAGAUGGAACUGAAGUGAUGAAAUAUACGAUGCGACUGGGUGGAGUCUACGCCUUCAUAUUCAAUGAAGAGGGAGCUUCCAUUACCGGCCAGGUGAUCACCGUGACCGAACCGAACUCUAUCAACAUGCUCUGGUUGAUCCCACAGUACGUCGUGCUGACCCUGGGUGAAGUCAUGUACUCGAUCACCGGUCUGGAGUUUUCCUUCACCCAGGCACCGGAGAGUAUGAAGUCGGUACUGCAAGGCUGCUGGCAGCUGACGGUAGCCAUCGGAAAUCUGAUCGUGGUCAUUGUCGCCGAAGUCAAGGCUUUCGAUGCGCAAAAGUGGGAAUUCCUGCUGUUUGCCGUGCUGAUGAUUGUCGACAUGGGUCUGUUCGCGGUGCUCGCGUACUACUAUAAACCGAUUCCGCUGAAAAAGUACGACGAUGAUGACGCCAACACGACCCUCCCCGUCGAAGAGCAGAAGGAGGAACGGGGCGGACUGGAGAAUCCCACGUUCAUCAAGAGUGACUGAUCGCUAGGAAAUGACAACUAUUAUUAUUUGUAGUUAGGUGUUUCAAGUAUGUGCUGUUGUGCAGCCCCGUUCUUUAUAAGCUCGUAGCCAUAAAGCUGAUCAUAUAACCUUGUAGAAUAAUAACAGAACAGAAAUAAA
Molecule: messenger RNA, 2672 nt
Organism: Wyeomyia smithii (pitcher-plant mosquito)
Lineage: Eukaryota; Metazoa; Arthropoda; Insecta; Diptera; Culicidae
Product: peptide transporter family 1-like
Exons: 6
Coding region: 387-2534 (715 amino acids)
Biological process (GO): oligopeptide transport; transmembrane transport
Cellular component (GO): membrane
Molecular function (GO): dipeptide transmembrane transporter activity
Source: RefSeq, a predicted model, not a curated record